UCAAUUUUCUUUCCAAGGAAAAACACAACAGAAAGAAAAAGGAAAUGAGCGAUGGAGAAGGAGAUUGGAGUUUCUAUCUUCGAACCGUAUCGAACAGUGCUAGGGAGUCGAAUGUCUCUAAUGAUCCAGCCUCUGAUCCAUCUUUACUUCACGCGCUGAAAAAGCUCUGCGAUGUUUGCAGACAAGAUGAGAAAUCCUCCGAGGAUUUGGUUGCUAGGGUCUAUCCUCAUCUCAACAAGCUCUUUCAACGAUCCGUUGCUUCCCUCUAUCAAUCUAGCACUUCCAACGGACUUCUCUUACUGGUAAUUCUUCAAUUUUUCCUCGAUUUUGGAGAGAUGGUUCUCCAUGAUGCUGAUCCCAGUCUGCAGAUAUUUAUCCGUUCAUGUUUGACCCGUGAGUAUGCAAAUCCUGCUGUUGCAGCGGCAACUCUUGAUUUUCUAUAUGUAAACAAGAAGAAACUUCUUAUUUCAUUCCCCAACUUACUACCUCAGUUUUUCCCUUUGCUUCUGAAGCUGAUUGCAUGGAAUGGAGAGAAAUUAGAAAAGCCAUUUCUCAAGGUUUUUCCAGGAUUGGUGUCACCUGGGUCAUUUCUCCCAUUAUUUCCAUCUUUAGUGGACCUGCCAAUUUUGGUUGUGGCUCUGGAAAAGGUAGAACGAAGGUCAGGAUUACAAAAGGGAAACAAUGUAGCUUCAACCCAAAAGAGUAAAGCUCCUGAGAUGCUACUUGCUCUCAUGGAUGAAGCUUAUACUGGUACUAACAUUGGGGAUGGAGGGGGAGACUCAUCCAAGGGAAGCAGUACUAGAGAUGCGCCUGAUCCUCUGUUUCGUGAACUUCUCAAAGAUGAAAAUGAUGGCCUUUCUGAACUCCACUGGGCUUCUCCUGGGGUGGCUGCAGUGCUACAGGCUGUAAAGAACAGUCCUCAAUCUGAUAGAUUGAAGCAAAUACUCAAUAUAGCACCUCGGCUUCUUGAUGCGUAUUUUACUAUAGCUUUGCGUGAUGCAAAUAACUCAUUAAUCUGUGCAUUAAUUCCAAUUCUAAUGACUAGAUAUUCCAUGAUGUUUCCCAACAAGAACUACAUGUACAAGACUCGUCAAAGGCUUUUAGAGUUCAUGCUUGCAGCAUUUCAACAUUCUCCGGGUUUUAUUGCACUCUUGAAGAAGCCUAUAAUUGACAGGCUCGGGGAUGUAUAUGAGAGCACAGAAAAGACAGAACUAGCAUUACAACUGUGUUGGGCUGUCGGCGAGCAUGGUGGGGGCGGUGGAGCUCACAAAGAUGUCGCCAGGGAACUUUUCGAAAGUCUAGAGUUGCUUUUGUAUGAAAAUCUUUCAUCUAGUCGUCUAGGUCCGAAGCAGGAAUCUGAGGUCAAUUCUAACCAUAGAAACUUAACAAAGUCAUCGCAAUCAAGGCUUCUAUGUUUUGUAAUCACAGCCAUCGCAAAGCUUGCCACACACCACCGCGAACUACUGCUGAGAGCAAGUGUAGCAUUGGUCAAGGUUGCUCGAUCUCGAAUAUCGGAUUCAAGGGUGAAGAGACGAGCUCAAGAUUAUUUGGGAUUAAUGGAUGAGCCUGGUAUUUGUUUGUCCGUCUUGGGGCCUUCCCGACCUUCGAAUGGACUCGUGCACCAUCCAGGCACUGUCAACUGGAUUGAAGGAGGCACCAAAAUGGUGGCACAUAUUCCGUUUUACAUUCUUGGUGAACAGGAAGGUCCACCCUUCCAUGAUUUUUUGUUUUCAGAUGUUCUUCCGGGAAGACGGUAGCGGCGACCUUAUCAUAUAGAAAGGUCUCGGAGUUCCUAAUUUUAUCGAGUUUCCGGUUUAUAGCCAUUGCAUUAUUCUUCCUUCAUGCUUUGUUUUCUUUUAACUCAUGG
Messenger RNA from Hibiscus syriacus, 1867 nucleotides. Its product is annotated as AP-5 complex subunit zeta-1-like. Gene Ontology annotation, cellular component: AP-5 adaptor complex. The record is from RefSeq and is a predicted model, not a curated record. The coding region runs from base 45 to 1757 and encodes 570 amino acids. The transcript has 15 exons. NCBI's taxonomy places the organism in Eukaryota, Viridiplantae, Streptophyta, Magnoliopsida, Malvales, Malvaceae.